GGGGCUAGGACUGUGAAAGGAUAAAGAGGCGCUAGGCGGAAUUUGGGGUCCGCUCUAAGCUGCAGCAAGAGAAACAGUGUGUGAGGGGGAAGAGGCCAAUACCAGUAGCCCCGGUCUGUGUAUGUGUGUCUCCUCUCUUUGGGGUUGUGCAUGCAAAGGAAGGGAAAACGGGACUAAAUAUAUUUAUCGCAUUAGUCACCGCUCUUCCUACAGGGAAGGCACACAUUUAUUAAUGCUACCCGGUUGCAUGAGUCGGGGUUUUUUGUUUUGUUUUUUAUUCAGUACCUCUCAACAACCAAAUAAUUAACUGCACAAGCUCCUGAUCACUGACUGCACAGCCACGAGUCCUGGAGUCCGGUUUUUAUUUUUAUUUUUUUGUUUUUAUUUUGUGUGUGUGUGUGGUGCUGGGCACAGUAGUGGGAGGCUUUACCAGCGCGUGUGCUGUUUUCCUGAAACAUCUUGGGCAGAGAAAAAGCACUUGUGAACUGGAAUCAACUGCUUCGGGGAGGGGAGGGGGGGAAACACUGACAAGGAGAGGGGGAAUUGCAGCAUUUUUAAAGAAACUCUGUUUCUGUUCCACUUUGAGCACUGGCUGCUGCCCCUAAAUUAAUAGAGAGCAAAGGGGGAAGGACUGCACAGAGCGCUGGAGACGAGCCUGUCUGGAACUACAACUACUUAGUAGAGGGGCUGCGCGCUGGAGAAGGGCUGAGCAUUUCGCUGUGGUUUGGGACUGUUUGAUUCGUUCCCCUUCCUUGUUGUACCUGUUAAAGUUGAGAGCCUUUUUUUUUUUACGUUGCACUGGUGCCGAGCUGAGCCCCGGCGACCUCCCUGCAAGCAGCCGCCGCCGCCGCCGCCGCCGUGUGUUGUGAGCCCCAGCUAUGGUGCAGCAGACUAACAACGCGGAGAACACGGAAGCGCUUCUGGCCGGAGAGACCUCGGACUCCGGGGCCGGCAUCGAGCUGGGCAUCGCCUCCUCUCCCACGCCGGGCUCCACCGCUUCCACCGGGGGCAAAGCGGACGACCCGAGCUGGUGCAAGACCCCCAGCGGGCACAUCAAGCGGCCCAUGAACGCCUUCAUGGUGUGGUCCCAGAUCGAGAGGCGGAAGAUCAUGGAGCAGUCCCCGGACAUGCACAACGCCGAGAUCUCCAAGCGCCUGGGCAAGCGCUGGAAGCUGCUCAAGGACAGCGACAAGAUCCCCUUCAUCCGGGAGGCGGAGCGGCUGAGGCUCAAGCACAUGGCGGACUAUCCCGACUACAAGUACCGGCCCAGGAAGAAGGUGAAAUCGGGAAACAGCUCCGCCAAGCCCGGCGAGAAAGGAGACAAGAGCGGCGGGGGCAGCCCUGGCGCCAGCGGGGGCGGCACCGGCAGUGGCAGCAGCGGGGGCAGCACGAACUCCUCCAAGCCCGCCCCGAAGAAGAGCGGCGGCUCCAAGCUCUCCCCCGGCGGCGGCGGCGGCUCCGGGGCCAGCAAGCCGCACGCCAAGGUGAUCCUGGGCAGCAAAGCCGCCCCCUUCCCCGCCGAGCCGCCGGCUCAGGCCGCCCUGCUGCCCCCGGACCACCACUCGCUGUACAAAUCCCGCGGCGGCGCCUCCGGCUCCUGCUCGGCCUCGGGCAAACACCUCUCGGAGAAGAAGCUCAAGCGGGUCUAUGUCUUCGGCACGGGCGGGGGCCACGGGCAGAGCGCGUCCUCCUCCCCGGGGGGCGCCGUGCCCGCCAGCCCGACCCUGAGCUGCUCCACGGAGGCCAGCGACCCUCUGAGCCUGUACGAGGAAGGGGGCGCCGGAGGGUGCCAGCAGGACGGAGACUGCAGCAGCGUCUCCUGCCCUUCGCCGCCGGGCAGCAGCUCCCCCUCGGAUCACCGCAGCUACACCAGCCUGAGGGCCUCUUCCCCGGCCCCCUCCACCUCCCAUUCCUCCUCGGCUUCCUCCCAUUCCUCCUCGUCCUCCUCCUCCUCCGGCUCCUCUUCCUCGGACGACGAGUUUGAAGACGACCUGUUGGACCUGAACCCCAGCCCCGGGUUUGAGAGCAUGUCCCUGGGCAGCUUCGGCUCGUCCGUGCUGGACCGGGACCUAGAUUUUAACUUCGAGCCUGGCUCGGGCUCGCAUUUUGAGUUCCCGGACUACUGCACCCCGGAGGAACAUGUUCCGUCCCCCGCCCCUCCCCCGUCCCCCCGGAGAGACUUGGCAGGCCAAAGUCUGGAAGUAAAUGGAUGUUAGUCUGAAUGUGUGCCGUCGCUGAAUGCUCUCUAGGAAUUUUCGUGCA
Molecule: messenger RNA, 2262 nt
Organism: Mauremys reevesii (Reeves's turtle)
Lineage: Eukaryota; Metazoa; Chordata; Testudines; Geoemydidae
Gene: SOX4
Product: SRY-box transcription factor 4
Exons: 2
Coding region: 879-2216 (445 amino acids)
Biological process (GO): positive regulation of transcription by RNA polymerase II; cell differentiation; anatomical structure morphogenesis
Molecular function (GO): RNA polymerase II cis-regulatory region sequence-specific DNA binding; DNA-binding transcription activator activity, RNA polymerase II-specific
Source: RefSeq, a predicted model, not a curated record